CGAGUAAAUCUUUGUUUUAUUUCAAAUAAGCGACGAGUUUCUGACUCAUCUUCAGCUGGGUGUAUAGUUAAAUCUGUGGUUGACAUUUUUCUAUAAAAUAUUGAAGUGGGGAAUUUAAUAAUUAAUUAUUUUUAUUUAUGUAUGUUUAAACGAUAUCAAAAUUAUUAAACAUUUAUUAAACUGCUGACCUGUAUAAAACCCCUAAUAUAAAACCCCUAAAUAACCUAAAUAUUUGUUGAUAAAAGGAAAUAUAUGUAGGUAAGUGGAAGGGAGUUAUAUCUGCGAUUUGGGAUUUCUUGUGAUAAUUUAGAAGCUAAAGCUAUCAGUACAUAAAUACAUAGAAAGCUUCUUGAUAUUUGGAGCUUGUUCAUUUCAAUUAAUAAUUUAAGAAACCGAUAUAAAAAUAUAAUAUAAAGCCUAAAUAAAAUAAAUUUGGGGAAUAUUUUUUAUGUUGCUAUGACAACUUUUCUCUUUAUAUUUUCUUUCUUCUCUAAAAAAUAAAAUAAAUUUUAAUUAAAAUAUUUUUAAAAAUUAUUUUCAGUUCUAAAUUUACAAUUUCAGAUAAUUACUGUAACUCCAAUCCCUUCUCCCUUUUAUUCAGAAUUAUUGCUGUCCCCUUCUCGUUUAACUUCUUGGUAUUAUAAACAUCACAAAAUCCAGCGUUUCCAACUUAUUCGGAGAGAAUUUAAAACAAACACAAAAUGGACAGAAUUGGAGGAUAAUGAAACUAUGAGGUUAUGGUUACACAAGAAAAUAUUUACAACACAACGACCAUUACCGAAUUUACUAAAUUUUGCCCAAAUAAUUAAUGAACAAGAAUUAUUACCUUCACACCCAAUAGAAGUAGCAAUUGAAAGAGUUAAAGAAGCAAAUGAUAAACUUGCAGAUUUAUCUAGUAGGGUUGCUGAGGGUUUUGUUUCUGAAUUUCAUAUGAAUUUGGGUGGGAUGAUUCGUGGAAUUGUACAGGCAGAUCCUUUCUUCACCGCUCAAUGCCGUAUUAACUGUAGUGAAGAAGAGAAUCGUUGUAUUGAAAAUUUAAUUUCACUUAUAUUCGAACAAAUAACUUUAUUAGAAUAUUCUUUAUUUAUUCAUUCAAAUAAUACCCCUACCCCCACAACAACAACAACAAAUUCAUCAUCUUCUAAUGCCGCUAGUUUUCACAAUUCUUUAGUUGCUUCAUUUAAUUCAUAUAAAUGUCAAAUAGAAACACAAUUUGGAAAAACAUCAAAAUCCUUAUUGCCAGAAGGGGCUUCAAUCUAUUCAAAAAUUGAUCAAAACGAACUGAUGGGGAAAUUGCCUACAAAUAUUGUUGUUAAUAAUAAUGCUAGCAAUUCCUCCUACCUCUCCCCUCCAUCUACAAUUAACAAUUCACCAACGGCCACAAGAGCAUUCAGAAGCCAUUCUGUUAGCGAAUUUCAAAAUUCACAAAAUGAAGGAAAUUUAAGUACAAGAAAUUCACAAAUUUCAAGUUCUUCAUCUACAAAUAGUGGAAGUGGAAGUAGCAACUUUUUUAAAAAUUCGCCUCUAGGGACUGCCGGAAAUUUAAUAAAGUCAUUACAAGUAAAUUAG
Molecule: messenger RNA, 1569 nt
Organism: Meloidogyne enterolobii
Lineage: Eukaryota; Metazoa; Nematoda; Chromadorea; Rhabditida; Meloidogynidae
Source: the annotation of a GenBank genome assembly